AGCUCCCCUGGGCUCGGCGGCCAGUAGUGCAGCCCGCAGAGCCGCCGCGUCGCCCCUCUCCUCUGGGUGGCCCCAGCGCGCGGUGGCACUCGUUCAGCGCAGAAGGUGAGGAGAGCGGAGGCUGGUGCGGAACUUGUCGCCGCUCGCGCAGCGCCUGCCAGCUAAACCCGGGGCCCGGCAGACAAAAGAGGCCGCCAGUGCAGGAAGGCACGGCCGGCGGCGGAGCGCAGCGAUGGCGGGGCAAGGAGGCAGCGCUCUGCUGGCGCUGUGCGUGGCACUGGCCGCCUGCGGGUGGCUGCUGGGUGCUGACGCCCAGGAGCCCGGGGCGCCCGCGGCGGGCAUGAGGCGGCGCCGGAGGCUGCAGCAGGAAGACGGCAUCUCCUUUGAGUACCACCGCUACCCCGAGCUGCGCGAGGCGCUGGUGUCCGUGUGGCUGCAGUGCACUGCCAUCAGCAGGAUCUACACGGUGGGGCGCAGCUUCGAGGGCCGGGAGCUCCUGGUCAUCGAGCUGUCCGACAACCCUGGGGUCCAUGAGCCUGGUGAGCCGGAAUUUAAAUACAUUGGGAAUAUGCAUGGUAACGAGGCGGUUGGACGGGAACUGCUCAUUUUCUUGGCCCAGUACCUGUGUAAUGAGUACCAGAAGGGGAAUGAGACAAUUGUCAACCUGAUCCACAACACCCGAAUUCACAUCAUGCCUUCCCUGAACCCUGAUGGUUUUGAGAAGGCAGCAUCUCAGCCUGGUGAACUCAAGGACUGGUUUGUGGGACGAAGCAAUGCCCAGGGAAUAGAUCUGAAUCGGAACUUUCCGGACCUGGAUAGAAUAGUUUAUCUUAAUGAGAAAGAAGGUGGUCCCAAUAACCAUCUGUUGAAAAAUCUGAAGAAAAUUGUGGAUCAAAAUACCAAGCUUGCUCCGGAGACCAAGGCUGUCAUUCAUUGGAUUAUGGAUAUUCCUUUUGUGCUUUCCGCCAAUCUCCACGGAGGUGACCUUGUCGCCAAUUAUCCAUAUGAUGAGACUCGGAGUGGUAGCGCCCAUGAGUACAGUUCCUGCCCUGAUGAUGCCAUUUUCCAGAGCGUGGCUCGGGCAUAUUCCUCUUUCAAUCCCGCCAUGUCUGACCCCAACAGGCCUCCCUGUCGCAAGAAUGACGAUGACAGUAGCUUUGUAGACGGAACAACCAAUGGUGGCGCUUGGUACAGUGUACCUGGUGGAAUGCAAGACUUCAAUUACCUGAGCAGCAACUGUUUUGAGAUCACUGUGGAACUUAGCUGUGAAAAGUUCCCACCUGAGGAGACUCUGAAGAGCUACUGGGAGGAUAACAAAAACUCCCUCAUUAGCUACCUUGAGCAGAUACACCGAGGAGUUAAAGGAUUUGUCCGAGACCUUCAGGGUAAUCCAAUUGCCAAUGCAACCAUCUCUGUGGAAGGAAUAGACCAUGAUAUUACAUCUGCAAAGGAUGGUGAUUACUGGAGACUGCUUGUACCUGGAAACUAUAAACUUACAGCCUCAGCUCCUGGCUAUCUAGCAAUAACAAAGAAAGUGGCAGUUCCUUAUAGCCCUGCUGUUGGGGUUGAUUUUGAACUGGAGUCAUUUUCUGAAAGGAAAGAAGAAGAGAAAGAAGAAUUGAUGGAAUGGUGGAAAAUGAUGUCGGAAACUUUAAACUUUUAAAAAAGGCUUCAGAUUAGCUGCUUUUAAUCUAUCAUAUAAUGUAGUAUGGUGUAAUGUGGCCAUUUUAUUUUAGAUUUUGUGCAGGUUAAUAUUUAACAUUGAUUUAUUUUUUAAUCAUUUAAAUAUUAAUCAAUAUUACUUAAAUAGACUCUUAGGUAAACAUAUAAGAACCUAAUCUAUUUCAUCCUCAUAUAUAUAGCAUUCAUUUCCCUGCAUAUAUUACACAAAGGACUAUAGAAGAGAUUGAAGUAAUCUUACCAUUUUUAGGCUUAAAUGCAUUAUUCCAGAUGUUAUUUACAGUACAGAACUUUUGGGGUAAUUCUAGCUUUUAAAAAUUAGUGAUGUUCUUUAAUGUAAUUGGUGACAAUGCCACAUAAUGACUGCCACUGAGAAAGUCAACAGAUAAAGCUUGGAGUUGUGAGCACUCUAUUGCAAGAAUUAAAUAGUUCAGUAUAAAUUGUCAUUUGUCUCUUGUGCUGACUAGCUAUAUAAGCAUGAUCCUAUUAAUGCAUUUUGAUGGAAAGAAAAUGUAUGUUUACUGAGAGGUUUUAUGAACAGGAUGAAAAUUGACUUUGCUUGUACUUGUAGGGGCAAUAUUGUUAUAUUGUUCAGCCUGUUACUACUAUUUCAGAGUUUAGAGUUUUCUCUUGGUUGUAGAUUGGCUCAUAAUUGCUUUGUGAAUGAAUAAAGGUUAAAAAACACC
This is a messenger RNA of Sciurus carolinensis (gray squirrel), 2366 nucleotides long. RefSeq names its product carboxypeptidase E (gene Cpe). Gene Ontology annotation, biological process: proteolysis. The transcript has 9 exons. Gene Ontology annotation, molecular function: zinc ion binding; metallocarboxypeptidase activity. The record is from RefSeq and is a predicted model, not a curated record. NCBI's taxonomy places the organism in Eukaryota, Metazoa, Chordata, Mammalia, Rodentia, Sciuridae. The coding region runs from base 233 to 1663 and encodes 476 amino acids.